Messenger RNA from Erigeron canadensis, 1234 nucleotides. Its product is annotated as ubiquitin-like domain-containing CTD phosphatase. The transcript is spliced from 6 exons. The record is from RefSeq and is a predicted model, not a curated record. Gene Ontology annotation, cellular component: nucleus. Gene Ontology annotation, molecular function: phosphoprotein phosphatase activity; protein binding. NCBI's taxonomy places the organism in Eukaryota, Viridiplantae, Streptophyta, Magnoliopsida, Asterales, Asteraceae. The coding region runs from base 45 to 1067 and encodes 340 amino acids.
UAAAAUAAUCCAUCAUCAGCAGUAAUAAAUUACUGAAAGAAAAAAUGGACUCCUCAACCGCAGCAGCAUCAUCGUCGUCGUCGGCGUUGACAUCUCCGGUGACGGAAGAAGAGAUAACAUUGACGGUGAAAUGGAGCGGAAAAGAAUACACACUGAGAUUAUGUGGCGACGAUUCUGUGGGUGAAUUGAAAAGAAGGAUAUGCCAAGUGACAACCGUCCUUCCAAAACGCCAGAAGCUUCUUUACCCUAAAAUUGGAUCCAAACUUGCCGAUGAUUCCAUUUUGCUUUCUACUUUGCCCCUCAAAUCUUCCCUCAAAAUGACCAUGAUUGGUACUGUUGAAGAUGAUAUUAUUGUGGAUCAAGUUGAUGCUCCAGAGAUUGUUGAUGAUUUUGAAAUCGGCCAGGAUGAAGCCGUCGACAUUAAAGACAAAGAGGUCAACAAGCAGAAACUCAGGAGACGCGUUGAUCAGUACAAGAUUGAACUCAAAAAUCCAUGCCGAAAAGGGAAAAAGCUUCUUGUGCUGGAUAUAGACUACACUCUCUUUGACCAUCGGUCUACUGCAGAGAACCCACUUCAACUAAUGCGACCUUAUCUUCACGAGUUCUUGACAGCUGCUUAUGCAGAGUAUGACAUCAUUAUAUGGUCUGCAACAAGCAUGAAAUGGGUUGAGCUGAAGAUGGGACAGCUUGGGGUACUCAGUAAUCCCAAUUACAAAAUCACUGCUCUUUUAGACCAUUUAGCAAUGAUCACCGUUCAAUCAGAUAGUAGGGGAAUCUUUGACUGCAAACCACUUGGAUUAAUUUGGGCUCUUUUACCGGAGUUCUACAGUGCAAAGAAUACCAUAAUGUUUGAUGAUCUGCGAAGAAAUUUUGUUAUGAAUCCACAAAAUGGAUUGACGAUAAAACCUUUCAGAAAGGCACAUGCAAACCGAGACACUGACAGGGAACUAGUGAAGCUCACCCAGUACCUGCUAGCCAUUGCUGAUCUUGAUGACAUUAGUAUACUAGAUCACAAGAAAUGGGAGUCAUAUGAUGAAUCAAACUACAAGCGAAGGCGUCAGACAUGAGGAUGUAUCUCCUGGUAAUUCUUGCUCUUUCUGGAGAUAUAAUUUUCAAAAGCUUGUAGUUUUGAAUAUCAUUUAGGGGGCGUAAGUUAUGAUGUAAGCCUCUUAUUUUUCCAAAUUAUAAACAUUUUUAAGUUUUGAACCAUAUAUAUCCAGUUUAUAUUAGUGUA